AUGAGAGCGGUUUCUGAGACUCCGAGGUACCCAUUAUCUCUACUCUCUCGAGUACACAAUUAUAGUACUCGCUCUGUCCGUGACAUUAGGAGAUUGAAACUGCGUAUUUUAGCAAAGUCAAUGCUAAUGUUUGCUUUGUCUUCAAUCAAAGCUCAAAUUACAGAUCAAGAAAAAAUGGGAAGAGGGAAGAUUGUGAUCCGCAGGAUCGACAAUUCCUCGAGUAGGCAAGUCACUUUCUCGAAGAGAAGAAAUGGGUUGCUGAAGAAGGCUAAGGAGCUUGCAAUUCUUUGUGAUGCACAAGUUGGAUUGAUUAUUUUCUCCAGCACUGGAAAGCUCUAUGAUUUUGCAAGCACCAGCAUGAAAUCUUUGAUUGAAAGAUACAAUAAAGCAAAAGAGGAGCAUUACCAACUGCUGAAUCCUACUUCAGAGAUCAAGGUACUUAAUUUCAGUGGCAUGUAA
Molecule: messenger RNA, 459 nt
Organism: Fraxinus pennsylvanica
Lineage: Eukaryota; Viridiplantae; Streptophyta; Magnoliopsida; Lamiales; Oleaceae
Source: the annotation of a GenBank genome assembly